Molecule: messenger RNA, 1371 nt
Organism: Adineta steineri
Lineage: Eukaryota; Metazoa; Rotifera; Eurotatoria; Adinetida; Adinetidae
Source: the annotation of a GenBank genome assembly
AUGGCUUGUCCGUAUGCACGAUUUCUCGAACGAGAUGAUGACACAUCAACAUCAACAGCUACAUCGAAAUUAACAUUGAAUGGUUCUGUAAAUAGUGAUGCACUUCACGAAAUACUUUCAUUAACUGGUUAUGGUCAACCAAGUUCAGCUAAACCUGAACUUAAACGUUUACCAUCAAGUGAUGAAUUAGUUACGUAUGGAAAUUAUUUACAAUUGAAUCGUUUACUUGAUUCACAAGUUUUAUUAAGUGCGAAACAUGAUCAGAAUAAAAAUCCUGUUCAUGAUGAACAUUUAUUUAUUAUCAUCCAUCAAACAUUUGAACUUUGGUUUAAACAAAUUCUUUGGGAAAUUGAUUCACUUCGAGUGAUAUUUGGUAAUAAACAAAUUGAUGAAAGUCAUAUGUUUGUUUCAAUAAAUCGUCUUCAACGUUGUGUUCAAAUAUGGCGUUUAUUAUGUGAUCAAAUAAUUAUAUUAGAAACAAUGACACCAUUAGAUUUCAUGGAAUUUCGUUCCUAUUUAUCACCAGCUAGUGGUUUUCAAAGUUUACAAUUUCGGUUAAUUGAAAAUAAAUUAGGUUUAACGGAAAAAACACGUGUUACUUAUAGUCAAAUAUCGUAUAAAAAUGCGUUUCCAAGUUCACGACAACAAACAGAAUUAACUGAUUCAUUGGAAGAACCAACAUUACUUAUGCUUAUUGAACGUUGGUUAGAACGAACACCAGGUCUUGACGAUACAAGUUUUUGUUUUUGGGAUCGAUAUAAACGAGCUGUGGCACAAUAUAUCGAAUAUCUUCAAUCAAAUGCUCAAGAUGAACCAAAUCCAACAGCUCGUGAAGCAGCAUUAGAAGAUGUUAAAAAGACAGCUGAUACAUUUCGUUCAUUAAUUGAUGAGAAAUUUCAUCAACAAUUGGUAGCAAGAUCUGAACGACGUAUGAGUCAUCGAGCUUUUCAAGGUGCUCUUAUGAUCAUGCUUUAUCGAGAACAACCACGUUUUCAAGGUCCUUAUCAAGUUUUGUCAUUACUUAUGGAUGUCGAUGCAUUGAUUACGAAAUGGCGAUAUAAUCAUUUAAUACUUGUUCAACGACAAAUUGGUAAUAAACAAGGUACAGGUGGUUCAGCUGGUUAUAGUUAUUUACGAUCAACUUGCAGUGAUCGAUAUAAAGUGUUUAUCGAUUUAUUUAAUCUUGCAUCGUUUCUUAUACCUCGUGAAUUUUUACCAAAAUUAACAACGGAAAUGAAAAUGCGUCUAGCUGUGGCUGAUAUUCAACCUUCAGUAGAUGAUGAUAAACAAGAAAUCGAAGCACAUCGAAUCUCAGGACAAAUAAACGAAAAGGAUAUUAAUGAAGAUGAUUUUCAUCCAGUAAACGAUUAA